Messenger RNA from Kluyveromyces lactis, 477 nucleotides. It is a transcript of the gene RCF1, whose product is annotated as respiratory supercomplex assembly factor RCF1. Bases 1 to 477 code for a protein of 158 amino acids. The record is from RefSeq and is a predicted model, not a curated record. Gene Ontology annotation, cellular component: mitochondrion. NCBI's taxonomy places the organism in Eukaryota, Fungi, Ascomycota, Saccharomycetes, Saccharomycetales, Saccharomycetaceae. The transcript has a single exon. Gene Ontology annotation, biological process: mitochondrial respirasome assembly.
AUGUCGUACCUUCCAUCAAGUUUCGACUCCGAUGCAGAUGAUUUGGAUGAGAUGCCAUUUCUGGAUAAAAUGAUUUACCAUUGUAAGCAACAGCCAUUAGUUCCUCUUGGGACUCUAGCUACCACUGGUGCAGUUUUGUUGGCUGUGCUUAAUGUGAAGAACGGUAACAAGCGGAAAGCUCAGAUCUGGUUCCGUUGGCGUGUAGCCCUUCAAGGGUUUACACUUAUCGCCCUUGUAGCAGGUUCUUAUAUCUACGGUACAAAUAAAAACGAAAGAGAAUCUCAUGAGGAACAACUAAGGAAGAAGGCCAAGAUGAGAGAGCAGUUAUGGAUCCAAGAGUUGGAGAGAAGAGAUGAAGAGACUAAGUUGAGGAGACAAAAAGCUGAACUUGCCAGACAAAAAGCUAAAGAAAUGGAACAAGAGACCUCCAAACUGCAACAAGAAUUGAAAGACCUUGAGGAAAGAUUAAAGAAAUAG